GGAAGCACAGAGAAUGCAGGGCCUGAGGGCUCCCAGGCCCUGGGAAGAGCCAGGCUGAGCCUUAUAAAUGGACCGUUCUGGAUGUAGACACACACAUCUCAGGCACUCUCCUUCCUGACGCUUCCUCGGCUCUGAAUUUUAAAGCAACUAUGAGCAACACUCAAGCUGAGGAGUCCAUAGUGGGCAUGAUUGACCUGUUUCACAAAUACACGGGACGUGAUGAUGCGAUCGACAAGCCAAGCCUGUUGAAGAUGAUGAAGGAGAAUUUCCCCAACUUCCUCAGUGCCUGUGAGCAUAAGGGCACAGAUUACUUGGCCAAUGUGUUUGAGAAAAAGGACAAAAAUAAGGAUAAGAAGAUUGAGUUUUCUGAGUUUCUCUCCAUGAUGGGGGACAUAGCCACAGACUACCAUGAACAGAGCCACGGAGCACCUGCCUGCUCUGGGGAAAAUCACUGAGCUCAGCCCAUCCCUGCCCAGGAGCCUCUACAGGCCCCCAGAAACAAUAAAGUGUCUCC
This is a messenger RNA of Tupaia belangeri chinensis (Chinese tree shrew), 514 nucleotides long. Its product is annotated as protein S100-A7. Gene Ontology annotation, molecular function: calcium-dependent protein binding; transition metal ion binding; calcium ion binding. Lineage: Eukaryota; Metazoa; Chordata; Mammalia; Scandentia; Tupaiidae. Gene Ontology annotation, biological process: endothelial cell migration. Bases 150 to 455 code for a protein of 101 amino acids. The transcript has 3 exons. The record is from RefSeq and is a predicted model, not a curated record. Gene Ontology annotation, cellular component: cytoplasm; extracellular exosome.